AUGUCUUGUUCAAAUCUGACAAUGUUGGUGUCCUCGAAACCUUCUCUCUCCGAUGCCUCUUCUCUCUCGUCUCGCUCUUUCCACAGCCCUUUUCCGCUUCCUAGCAAUAAUUCAAACACUUCCAGCCCUUCUAGAUCAUCAACAGCCACCCCAAUUCAAUGUGGUCUUCGUGAACUUCGGGAACGUAUUAAUUCUGUCAAGAACACCCAGAAAAUCACUGAGGCUAUGAAGCUUGUAGCUGCUGCUAAAGUGAGAAGAGCACAAGAAGCUGUGGUCAAUGCUAGACCUUUUUCUGAAACUCUUGUUGAAGUUCUUUACAAUAUCAAUGAGCAACUCCAAACGGAUGAUGUCGAUAUUCCUCUCACCAAGGUUAGGACUGUCAAGAAGGUGGCCCUUGUUGUUGUGACUGGUGAUAGAGGUCUCUGUGGAGGUUUCAACAAUUAUAUCAUCAAAAAGGCUGAGGCCCGUAUAAGAGAAUUGAAAGCACUCGGUCUUGAAUACACUGUGAUCAGUGUUGGUAAAAAGGGUAAUUCGUAUUUUCUCCGCAGGCCAUAUAUUCCAGUCGACAAGUUUAUUGAAGGUACUAAUCUUCCUACUGCUAAAGAAGCUCAGGCAAUAGCGGAUGAUGUUUUCUCAUUAUUUGUAAGUGAAGAGGUUGAUAAGGUUGAGCUUCUUUAUACCAAGUUUGUGUCAUUGGUUAAAUCUGAUCCAGUGAUCCACACGUUGCUUCCAUUAUCACCAAAAGGAGAAAUUUGUGAUGUGAAUGGGGUUUGUGUGGAUGCAGCCGAAGACGAGUUCUUCAGGUUGACAACAAGGGAAGGGAAAUUGACUGUGGAAAGGGAUGUUGUAAGGACUCGGACACCAGAUUUUUCGCCAAUUUUGCAAUUCGAGCAGGAUCCCGUGCAAAUUCUUGAUGCUCUGCUGCCACUUUACCUGAACAGUCAAAUCUUGAGGGCAUUGCAGGAAUCACUGGCCAGUGAACUUGCUGCUAGGAUGAGUGCCAUGAGCAAUGCUACUGAUAAUGCAGUCGAAUUGAAGAAAACAUUGUCUCGUGUUUACAACAGACAGCGCCAAGCAAAGAUUACUGGAGAGAUAUUGGAGAUUGUUGCAGGAGCCAAUGCUUUGACCUAA
This is a messenger RNA of Fraxinus pennsylvanica, 1131 nucleotides long. NCBI's taxonomy places the organism in Eukaryota, Viridiplantae, Streptophyta, Magnoliopsida, Lamiales, Oleaceae. The record is from the annotation of a GenBank genome assembly.